Molecule: messenger RNA, 882 nt
Organism: Helobdella robusta
Lineage: Eukaryota; Metazoa; Annelida; Clitellata; Rhynchobdellida; Glossiphoniidae
Exons: 3
Coding region: 1-882 (293 amino acids)
Source: RefSeq, a predicted model, not a curated record
AUGUCGACACAGGGACGCGAAGCAGAUGUAGUUGAAGACUCUUCCACACCACACAGAGAGACCUUAAUGGCAAACUCUCUUUUACUUAUAACUAACUUGGAAAUUGGAAUAUUUAGUAAGUCAGGGUUGAUCGAACGGAGACAAGGAAAGGACAGAAUUCUAGGCGAACAUAUUUCUCUAAGCAACAACCAUAACAAGAUGCCAGCAAGCUUCAUCCAAUCAACGACAUCAGAAAUAUCAGGCCAGCACAGCACUAGACUGGAUGACUCCUGUGUUCGCGUGAGCCUUGGUUUGAGACUCGGAGCCCAGAUCGUGACAGAAUACGAUGAACUUGGAUACCAUAGCCUUUUUUGUCGUCUAGGUCCUGGAAGACAAGCCAGACAUACGGCUGUCAACGAAUACCUGGUACGAUGUUUUCAAAAGGCUGGUAUCCUGGUUAUAAAAGAACCCAUGGGUUUGAUAGAGGAAGGAGCCUUUAGGCCUGAUGGUUACACUAUCACCCCAUGGGCUCAGGGACGGUCCCUGGCUUGGGACGUUACCUUACCCCACACUAUGGCUGACCGAUAUAUCGGCUACACUUCAGUGGAGGCGGGCACUGCUGCCCUUAAAGCGUCCGAUUUCAAAAAUGAAAAAUACGUUUCAUUAAACAUUUUAAGCAAAAUAUUUCAACCCAUUUGCAUUGAAACGUUCGGACCAACAGAUAAGCACACAUCAUUAUUUAUUAACGAAUUAACAAGAAAAAUAGUUAAUAUAACGGGUGAUCCUAACGAAGGCAAUUAUUUAAAACAAACUCUUUCACUGUUAUUACAAAAAUUUAAUUCCUUUUGCAUUCUGGAUGGAGCUGCUAGAUACCUGACUGUGCGAGACCAGGGACAUAGAUAA